Myripristis murdjan (pinecone soldierfish) is the source of this 1353-nucleotide messenger RNA. RefSeq names its product early growth response protein 4-like. The transcript has 2 exons. Bases 1 to 1353 code for a protein of 450 amino acids. Lineage: Eukaryota; Metazoa; Chordata; Actinopteri; Holocentriformes; Holocentridae. The record is from RefSeq and is a predicted model, not a curated record. Gene Ontology annotation, biological process: regulation of transcription by RNA polymerase II. Gene Ontology annotation, molecular function: RNA polymerase II cis-regulatory region sequence-specific DNA binding; DNA-binding transcription factor activity, RNA polymerase II-specific.
AUGCUUCUGGAGCGCGAGGACAGCUUCAUGUCGGAGUUCGAGGACGCGUGCAGCGCCUGGGUGGACAGCGUGGGCUCGAGCCCCGGAUACGGCACCGACUCGGACGUGGACUCCCCUUUCUCCCAAGCUUUCUCUCCGGGAACCGACGCCUCAGACUCAGAUUUCUUCUCUGACUUCAGCGACUGUUCCUCGGACUCCCUCUCUCCUUCUCUCGGCUACUCCGGCGGCUUCUUCGCGGAACCAGCAGCGGCGGCGCCGGCGACCCCGGGUCUGAGCAGCACCACGGACGCCAUCCUCAACAUGAUCACGGAGAUCGUGGGCAUCUGCACCGACAUGGAGCAGCCCGACGCCGGCUCUCUCCCAGCGUCCGCCCCCGCCUCUGCGGCGCAGUCCACGGGCACCGACGUCCCGUCCUCUCCGCUCUUCUCUUCCAUGAGCUCCAUCAACGGCUACGGCGCAGCUGCCAACCCCGAGAUGGGCACCUCUUCCCUGGCUGCAGUUCAGCAGCUGCCCCCCUCUUCCGUGCUCGUCAAAAGUGAAUUCUCGACCUCCAGCUGCAACAGCGGGUGUGCGCAGCCCUCCGUGACCGGGAAUGAUGCGCUGUACCCGGCUAGUGGCGACUCUCUCCUCCCGCUGUCGGCUCUGGAGCAGCAGGUGGAUGUGGCAGAUUUCAUCGAGUCUUUGCUGAGCUCCGAGGCCGGACAAUGUGAGCUGAAGCCCGGCUGUGAGGUCAAGCAGGAGCCGAUGGGGCUGGAGGAAUGGCUGAAGAGCCUGACGGCGGCGCCCGUCACCGGGGGGGAUUCCAGCAGCUACGUCAUCAGCAGACCUGCCGUCAAGACGGAGCUCGUGCAGAGCGGGAGCGAGCUCCAGACCCCCCCGGCCCCCCCGGCCCCCUCCACCCUUGACGCGCUUCUCCUCUCCUCUCUGCUGCCAGGCGCGUUCCCGAUGGUCAACCUCAGCAGUGUGCACGCGGCAGGAGCCUCCAAACCCUCACGCGGGGGCAGGAGAGCUCCCGCCAAGGGCGCCGUCAAAGUGAAACCGUUCCCGUGCUCCGUGCAGGGGUGCGAGCGCCGCUUCUCGCGCUCUGACGAGCUGAACAGGCACGUGCGCAUCCACACGGGCCAGAAGCCUUUCCAGUGCACGAUCUGCUCGCGCAGCUUCAGCCGCAGCGACCACCUGACCACGCACACGCGCACGCACACGGGGGAGAAACCCUUCUCCUGCGAUGUGUGCGGCAAGCGCUUCGCUCGCAGCGACGAGAGGAAGAGGCACGGGCGCGUGCACGUGAAGCAGCAGCUGCGCGCGCAGAUGAUGGCGGCCUACUCCCUGGCUUUCUCCGCUCCCGGCGUCUAA